Magnolia sinica is the source of this 1822-nucleotide messenger RNA. RefSeq names its product transcription factor-like protein DPB. Gene Ontology annotation, biological process: regulation of transcription by RNA polymerase II; regulation of cell cycle. Gene Ontology annotation, molecular function: DNA-binding transcription factor activity, RNA polymerase II-specific; RNA polymerase II transcription regulatory region sequence-specific DNA binding. The record is from RefSeq and is a predicted model, not a curated record. NCBI's taxonomy places the organism in Eukaryota, Viridiplantae, Streptophyta, Magnoliopsida, Magnoliales, Magnoliaceae. Gene Ontology annotation, cellular component: transcription regulator complex; nucleus. Bases 603 to 1487 code for a protein of 294 amino acids. The transcript is spliced from 9 exons.
CAUUGCCAAAGGUUUUUUAGCUGUCCAUUUGUUUCGUGCUUUAGGGUCCACCUGAUGAGUGGUCUGGCCAUCAAAACUUUGAGGAUGACCUGAUGAACGGCUUGGAUCUUGCACUUGUGCUGUCUUGACAUAUGUAGUGACAUGUGGAGAGGUUGGGCUUAUCUGUGUGCAGUUGUCAAAUCUGUAUGAAAUAUGAGUAUCUCAUGGGCACAUUGUAGUAGAAUGCCCAUUCUAAUUGAACAUAUGCAUAUGAUACAUUUUCUGACAGUUUUGCCUCUCAAGCUCACAGCACCAUGUAUAUAUUUUAGUUAGUCUUGACAACAAUGUAAUAGAAAUGUCCUCUUGGCAUGAUCUUGGUGGUGAUGUGCUUUCAUUCUCUCAAUAUCUAAUGCUAUUCCAUGUACCCAGUCUCACGGAAAAUUCACUGUUUAUUGUCUCAUUUAUGGUAACAUGUGCAAUUCAAUUCUGGUGGCUCUGUGUAUAAUAAUUUCUAUGGCGCUUUUUGUGUUUGCCCAUAGGUAUUAUUUAAUAAUCAUUGCAUAUAAACAGUGGGAGAAGACCAAGGGUUAUUCUUUAUCACUGCCUGCUAGGGAGUACUGUAAAUGCAAUGGGCAGAUUUUCCUCGUAGCUUUAGCCAGGCACAUUCCUGUGCAAGGAUUACUGGUUCUUCUCCAAGAGGCGGUGAUCAGGUGGCAACUACAACUGAUAAUGAAAGUAGUCCAAUGGUUAACAAUUUGGAUACCCAGGGAGAGGAUAUCCAGAGUCCAAUGGUUGAUGGUACAGCGAAGAAGAAGAGAGUCUCACGGAUUGCAGGUGGAGGGCUUCGCCAGUUCAGCAUAAUAGUUUGUAAGAAGGUUGAGAGCAAGGGAAGAACCACAUACAGCGAGGUUGCGGAUGAAAUCAUAGAAGAAUUUUCAGCAACAGACAGUGAUACUGUGACUCUGAAUCAGUACGAUGAGAAAAACAUACGGCGACGGGUGUAUGAUGCAAUAAAUGUUCUCAUGGCUAUGGAUAUUAUUGCCAAGGACAAAAAGGAAAUACAUUGGAAGGGGUUUCCCCGUACGAUAAUUAAUGACAUUGAAGAGCUACAGGUAUGCAGCCGCUUGAAACUGAUGAGUAAGAUUGAAAACAAAGCAACCUACUUGCACGAAUUAGAAGAACAGAUUGUAGGUCUUCAUAACCUAAUGCUGCGCAAUCAGCAAGUGCACGAGUUGGGAAAUAAUGUUGCAGGAGUUCCCUUGCCAUUUAUACUAGUUCGGACACGCCCACAGGCAAAGGUUGAGAUCGAGAUCUCUCAAGACAUGCAGUUGGUGCACUUCGAUUUCCAUGGCACACCCUUUUCACUGCAUGAUGACACAUACAUCCUCAAGGCAAUGAGACACUGCCGUGACCCAGAGCUCGCACGAGUCCUUCAAAACUCCAACUGUGCAGGCAAGUCCCUGGGCUCCAUCCCCUUCUCGUGGCAUUCCACAGUUCCAAAUGCCUGACCCAACGCGAGCAUUUUGUUGUAUUGUGGUAAAAGAAAUGGACUAUAAUAUAUUUUCAACAGCCAUAUUGAUAGUAGUGGAAAAGACGGAAUAACAGAUUUGCUUUUUGGACUAUCAUAUAUUUUCAACAGCCAUAUUUAUAGUAGCGGAACACUACAACAGAUUUGCUUUUUCUUCCACUUCCUUUUUUUUUUUUUUUUUUUUUUUGUCUUUCAAGGAUUUGGGGAGCCUCUAACUUGAACUUGGAGAGGCUGGAAAGACUUUGUAAAUGAUGACUUUACACAUGAUUGAUAUAUAUACACCACGGAUAGAAGCCACUUCGCAUUUAAGGGCAA